CCCAAACAUCUAUUCCCACAGGGUUCUUAACGUUCUUAUUCAGUUUGAAAAUAAGCUGCAGUGGCAUUAGGAACACAACGAAAAAGUCAAUGAAAGGAGUCUCGGGGUCCUCAUCCGUACAUUAAGAGGGUGGAGCUAGUUUCUCUGUUUUCCAGCUCUGAAAUGCUGUAAUUCUGUAAGACGGAAGGGUGUGGAUUUAUUCACCCAUCGAGUGCCUCACCGUCCAGGCACUGUUUUUGGCCAGCGGGAUACAGCAGUAAACAGAAUAGAUAAAAUCCCUGCCUUCAAAGAGUUUGCAUUAUAGUGAGAGAAGACAUAAACACAAAUAAAAUAUAAUUGAAUUAAAUGGUAGUAGGUGCAAAGGAGGAAAGGGGGGAAGGAAAACGACAGAAACAGAGAAAACUGCUUGAAACGGCUUUUCACACCAUGCGAAAGGGGGAUAAGGAUUGAGAACUAGGGGUACCAGUGUGAAGAGACCCCGCCUAGUCUCCCAGUCAGACAACAGCUGGUACGCACGCGCAUUUGGGUGUCACCGACGAAAGCGCGUUCCCAGAAGCGCAAGCGCGUUCCCAGAAGCGCAUGCUCGUGGCGCGUGCGCGAGCCUCGCGAGCGAACGUGCGCGUGCCCGGCGUCCGAGGCGGUGGGUAACUGGGAGUUGGUGAAGCGCGGUUCGAGGCAAUUAUUUCCGGUCAGAGAAGGAAGCCAGUGCCUGGCCUUCUUAACCAGCUUUCUACCUGCCAUGAUCAAGUGCUUGUCAGUUGAAGUACAAGCCAGAUUGCGUUCUGGUUUGGCUAUAUGCUCCUUAGGCCAGUGUGUUGAGGAACUUGCCCUCAAUAGCAUUGAUGCUGAAGCAAAAUGUGUGGCUGUCAGGGUGAAUAUGGAGACUUUCCAAGUUCAAGUGAUAGACAAUGGAUUUGGGAUGGGGAGGGAUGAUAUAGACAAGGUGGGAAAUCGUUAUUUCACUAGUAAAUGCAACUCGCUACAGGACUUGGAGAAUCCCAGGUUUUAUGGUUUCCGAGGGGAGGCCUUGGCAAGUAUAGCUGACAUGGCCAGUGCUGUGGAAAUUUCAUCCAAGAAAAACAAGACAAUGAAAACUUUUGUGAAACUGUUUCAGAAUGGAAAAGCCCUGAAAGCUUGUGAAGCUGACCUGACUAGACCAAGUGCCGGGACAACAGUAACAGUAUAUAACCUAUUUUACCAGUUACCUGUAAGGAGGAAAUGCAUGGAUCCUAGACUGGAGUUUGAGAAGGUCAGGAAGAGGAUAGAAGCUCUUUCGCUUAUGCACCCUUCCAUUUCUUUCUCUUUGAGGAAUGAUGUUUCUGGUUCCAUGGUUCUUCAGCUUCCUAAAACCAAAGACAUAUGUUCCCGAUUUUGUCAAAUUUAUGGACUGGGUAAGUCCCAAAAAUUAAGAGAAAUAAAAUUUAAAUACAAGGAGUUUGAGCUCAGCGGCUAUAUCAGCUCUGAAGCACAUUACAAUAAGAAUAUGCAAUUUUUGUUUGUGAACAAAAGACUGGUUUUAAGGACAAAGUUGCAUAAAUUCAUUGACUUUUUAUUGAGGAAAGAAAGUAUUAUAUGCAAGCCAAAGAAUGGUUCUGCCACUAGACAAAUGAAUUCAAGUCCUCGGCAUCGGUCUAACCCAGAACUCCAUGGGAUAUAUGUAAUCAAUGUGCAGUGUCAGUUCUGUGAAUAUGAUGUGUGCCUGGAGCCAGCAAAAACGCUGAUUGAAUUUCAGAACUGGGAUACUAUUUUGGUUUGCAUUCAGGAAGGAGUGAAAAUGUUUUUAAAGAAAGAAAAACUAUUUGUGGAAUUAUCAGGUGAGGACAUUAAAGAAUUUAGUGAAGAUAACGAUUUUAGUUUAUUUAGUGCUACUCUUCAGAAGCAUGUGUCUUCUGAUGAGAAGGGUGACCAGGUCAGUUUCCAAGAAGCAUGUAAUAGUAUUUUGGAUUCCUAUGAAAUGUUUAAUUUUCAAUCAAAAGCUGUGAAAAGAAAAGCUACUGUAGAAAACAGAAGAAACACACAGAAUUCUAGAGAUUCAGAAGCUACCAGAAAAAACACAAAUGAUUCAUUCUUGUACAUUUGUGAAUCAGAUGGCCCAGGCCAUGGUAAAGUGACAGAGUCAUCUUUACAAAACAAAGAUAGCUCUUGCUCAGAAUCAAGGAUCUUACAACAACAGACAGCUGAAGCAUCAGAAUGGGGAGAAAAUGGGAAACAUAAAAAACUUUGCUUAGAAUGUAACUCUUCAGAAAGUCCAUGUAGAACCAGUUCAGAAAUGUUUGUAAACCCUUUUCAGACAUCAUACUGCUUUGAGAAGAAUAGAGAAGAUCUAGAAAUACAGAAAGCAAGUGCUAUUGUUAAUGGCAUGGCUGCCAGUAUCCUGAAAAAUAAUGGAGUUCAGAAUCAAUUAGAGAGAUUUAAAGACGCUACCAAAAUGGGAUCCCAACCUCUGCCUUUUGAGACAACGUUAUUGAGAGUACGUGGUGCUCAGAGAGAGGAAGAGAAAGAAAAACAACCUAGUAAUUGUGGAAGAGUAAACAUUUUUAGUUAUGGACAAGUUAAAUUAUGCUCCACUGGCUUUAUAACUCAUGUGGUACAAAAUGAGCAAACUAAAUCAACUGAAAGAGAACAUUUACUUAAAAACUGUAUUCAACCUGGUCCCGUGAGUGCCAGAGAAACAUUUGUAAACAGAGCAUGCCAUUCAGUUGAGACUCCAAACAUCGAAGAUCCAACCAGCACUUUAAGUAAAGACCUUGCUCAACUGUCUGACAAGAAAUUGCGCAGAACAAAUACAAGUUAUGGGCUAGAGAACAAACCUGUAGCAACUUGUGAAAAUAUUGCUGUUUCUCAGGAAGGUACUAAAGAAUCACACAUGGAUUGCUUAUUACUUGACACAUCCUCUUCUUCCCCUUGGUGUAGAUAUGUUUCAAAUGGUAGUAAGAAAAUAGAUAAAUUGAUUGGUUUCUCCAAACCCAUAGCCCGUAAGAAACUAAGCUUAAGGUCACAACUGGGAUCUUUAGAGAAGUUUAAGAGGCAAUAUGGGAAGGUUAAAAGUCCUCUGAAUACAGAGGUGGAAGAAAAUAAUAAUUCUGAAAUCUCUACCAAUCUCGGUCCUCAAGUUGAACCUGACAUUGCAUGGAAAGAGAAGAAUCACUUAGACAACUCAGGCAUUUGUAAAAUCACUGCUAUGAAACAUAAUGAUUCAAAUAAUAAUUGUCUGCCAGUAAGUCACAUCUUUUACUCAAAGAAGUUUCCAUUCUCUAGUGAAGAAGAUUGUUUGGAACAACAGACUCCUUGCUUAAGAGAAAGUCCUGUAACUCUAAAGGAAUUAUCUGAUUUUAACAGAAAACCUUUGGAUGCCAAGCAGUCUCCUAAAUCUUUAGCCUCUAAAUUAUCCAGAAUGAAAGGUUCCAAAAGAGAGACUCAAGCAUUGGAAAUGAUGGGUCAUUUUAAUGAACUUCCACAAUCAGAUUCUAGUAGGAAAGACCAUGACUUGUGCAGUGGGUUAAUCCUGGAUUCUUGCAAGUUGUUUAAAAAUGAGUAUAAAAAAACAGACAGUGGCAUCAUUCCAGUGUUGGACUCUGUCACACAGGAUAAUCCCUUCAAUAAAGAUAGUAAAACAUACUCUAACAACAACACAACAGGGAACUCCGUGAUACCAGAAACUCCUUUGGUAUUACCCCGUAGUCAUUCUAAAGUCAUCAGUGAAGAUACAGAUGUUCUUAUAGCUUCAGACCCACAGACAGGAAGUCCUGACUCUCCCAGUAAAAUGUUAAUGAGUCACAUGGAAGAUGGCACAGCUGACAGAAAAGGAACUCAUUUUCAGAGUGAAGAAUCUAUAGCAAGAACUUGUUCUGAAAAUGAAGAGUCAAACACAUGUUCUUUGGAUUGGCAGCAGCAUUUUGAUGUAGCCCUGGGAAGAAUGGUUUACAUCAACAAAAUAACUGGACUGAGUACAUUCAUUGCUCCUACUGAGGAUGUUCAGACUGCUUGUACUAAAGACCUGACAACUGUAGCUGUGGAUGUCAUACUUGAGAAUGGAUCUCAGUACAAGUGUCAUCCUUUUAGAAGCGACCUUGUUCUUCCCUUCCUUCCUAGAGCUCGGGAAGAGAGGACUGUGAUGAGACAGAAUAACAGAGAUGCUGUGGAUGAUACUGUUGGUAAAGAAUCACUUCAGUCUUUGUUCUCAGAGUGGGAAAAUCCAGUAUUUGCCCGUUAUCCAGAGGUUGCUGUUGAUGUAAGCAGUGGCCAGGCCAAAAGCCUCGCGGUUAAAAUUCACAAUGUCUUAUAUCCUUAUCGUUUCACCAAAGAAAUGAUUCAUUCAAUGCAGGUUCUACAGCAAGUGGAUAACAAGUUUAUUGCCUGUUUAAUGAGCACCAAGACUGAAGAAAAUGGUGAGGCAGGUGGAAACCUGCUAGUCUUAGUGGAUCAGCAUGCCGCCCAUGAGCGUGUCCGUUUAGAGCAGCUGAUUGUUGAUUCCUAUGAGAAGCAACAGCCACGAGGCUCUGGUCGGAAAAAAUUACUGUCUUCCAUUGUAAGCCCUCCACUAGAGAUAACAGUGACAGAAGAACAAAGCAGACUCUUACGGUGCUACCACAAAAAUCUGGAAGAUCUGGGCCUUGAAAUUAUAUUUCCAGACAAUAGUGAUUCUCUGGUCCUUGUAGGAAAAGUACCACUCUGUUUUGUACAAAGAGAAGCCAAUGAACUUCGAAGAGGAAGAUCUCCUGUGACCAAGAGUAUUGUGGAGGAAUUUAUUCGAGAACAAGUGGAGCUACUCCAGACCACAGGAGGCAUCCAAGGGACUUUGCCACUGACUGUCCAGAAGGUGUUGGCAUCCCAAGCUUGCCACGGGGCCAUCAAGUUUAAUGAUGGCCUGAGCUCGGAGGAGAGCUAUCGCCUUAUUGAAGCCCUGUCGUGGUGCCAGCUGCCAUUCCAGUGUGCUCACGGGAGACCUUCUAUGCUGCCGCUGGCUGACAUAGACCACUUGGAGCAGGAAAAGCAGGUUAAACCCAAUCUUGCUAAACUUCGCAAAAUGGCCCAGGCCUGGCAUCUCUUUGGAAAAGCGGAAAGAUGUGAAACAGGGCAAAGCCAGAGGGCAUCCAUGCCUCCUUGUGAGCCACCGUGAGAACAGAAUUAUUGAUCUGUAAGGAGCCAAAGGGAUGCUAACUGCCUCUGAGCAGAUAGCAUGGGCUGCAGGUACCAGCAGAGUCUGAGGCCACCAGUGUCUCCAAGCAACGUGAUCAAUCAGUCUUGAGCAGAUGAUCCCUCCAAGCUAAAGACAGUUCAUUCAUCUGCAGUUGUGGACUCAGGAGGUUGCCCUAUGAUAUCUACUUUUUAUAACUUAUUUAGAGAUAAAAUUUAAUGACUAAUUGAUU
Messenger RNA from Herpailurus yagouaroundi (jaguarundi), 5369 nucleotides. It is a transcript of the gene MLH3, whose product is annotated as mutL homolog 3. Gene Ontology annotation, biological process: mismatch repair. Gene Ontology annotation, cellular component: mismatch repair complex. Lineage: Eukaryota; Metazoa; Chordata; Mammalia; Carnivora; Felidae. The record is from RefSeq and is a predicted model, not a curated record. Gene Ontology annotation, molecular function: ATP-dependent DNA damage sensor activity; ATP binding; mismatched DNA binding. Bases 740 to 5119 code for a protein of 1459 amino acids. The transcript is spliced from 13 exons.